CAUUGCUGGGGAAUGGAAGGAAUGUAUGUCAACUUCUACAAGCCCUUCAACUACACAUACUUGACGUUGUGUGAGGUCAAAGUGUACGGAGAGUUGGCCCCCCCUCCACCCUCCAUCAGCACUCCGGGGUGGGGAUGAACGUCACCCUGGUGGGGAAGCGGCUGUGCUGGUCAGACGCCCUGUUCUACUGCAGAGACUAUCACUGGGACCUGCUGACUCUCAGGGGCCCGGUGGAGCAGAAGAUAGUUGACCACCUGGUGGCUCGCGCCCCCUUCCCACUAACCAGCCAUCUCUGGGUGGGGCUGCGCAGGUCUAUUCAAGGAAGCUCUUGGUUCUGGAUGUCCGGUGACCCAAUGGACUUCACCCAGUGGGACGAGGCCUCACAGGAGUCCAGCCCCUGUGGGGGCGUUUCCAGCUCGGAACGUUCCACAUGGAGGCAACGCUUUUGUGGGGAACAUCUUAACUUCAUCUGUUUCACAGGUCCGACAGAAGGAGGGAAGAAGGUGCGCUUCUAUAGUACGACAAGGGUGAACCCAACCUGUAAAAACUAG
Molecule: messenger RNA, 551 nt
Organism: Gadus chalcogrammus (walleye pollock)
Lineage: Eukaryota; Metazoa; Chordata; Actinopteri; Gadiformes; Gadidae
Product: lithostathine-1-beta-like
Exons: 4
Coding region: 135-551 (138 amino acids)
Source: RefSeq, a predicted model, not a curated record